Molecule: messenger RNA, 3352 nt
Organism: Cotesia glomerata
Lineage: Eukaryota; Metazoa; Arthropoda; Insecta; Hymenoptera; Braconidae
Product: PR domain zinc finger protein 15-like
Exons: 3
Coding region: 156-2852 (898 amino acids)
Molecular function (GO): protein binding
Source: RefSeq, a predicted model, not a curated record
AGUUCAAUUCGAACUUAACCUAAUUUUGCAAACAAAAACACUGAUCAUGUGUUUCAGUUUCAAUCUUCCUAUUUUAAUUAUUUUAUCAUUAUAUAAAAAAAUUUUUUAAUAAAAUUUAUAAAUUUAAACUUGAUGACUUAUCAAAGACAGAAAAAAUGGAAGACAACUUGCUUAAUUGCAACGUUGGUAAUAAUACUAAAAUAGACUUUUCAGGAUGUAAUAUCUGUGGUGACCUUCACAAAACUCAUGAGUGUUAUUUUUUAACCAACUUUCAAUAUAUCCGCGAUUCCAAAACAACUACCCGAGCUCGCCAAACCCUACCAAAGGACUUGGAGAUCACCCGGAUGGCCGAUGGAACGACAAGUGUCAUUGCCAAGCGCAGUUACCAGCGAGGAAUGACCUUCGGCCCGUUCGAAGCAAAGCGAAACUGGGCAAUGAACCCCGCAAUCAACUUCGCAAUAAAAAUCUUCGAAGAGUCUAUCAACGACACUUAUUACCUAGACUACUCCGACGAAGACACCAGCAACUGGAUGUGCUUCAUCCCACCGGCAACCAACGCCAAGGAGCAGAAUUUAAUUUGCUACCAGUCUAACCAAGAAAUUUAUUACACUGUCAUGAGAGAAAUUCCCGUUGGAGAAGAGCUGAGAGUCUGGUACGCGCCCUACUACGCCCAGAAGAUGAAGAUCCCCUUGCACGUCAAUAACAGAGCUCUCCCACCUCUCCAGCCGAUAACAGCUGAUGAAAAAGAUUCCGUAGAGAUUUUAGACGUAGCCCUGGCUCAAGACUUAGCAGAUAGACUUCCUCCGACGAAGCUCGGCGCAAAAGACGAAAAGAAAAUUUGGACUUGCCGAAUUUGUUCGAUGACUAUUAACUCAGUGGUUGCUUACGCCAAGCACCAGAUGAAUCACUACAAGCCUCUAGUAGGAACUAUUUGUAUCAUUUGUAAUAAAAAAUUUCCAAAUUUUGCUACUCUAGAAAGACACAGAGUUGAUUGUCACAGCUUAGCAAGUAAUGAAGAAAAUAUUGUCGGAAUUCCAACAACUGCUAAUCAGCAGCAACAAAAUGCCGCCACUAUUUUGAACAUGAGCGAGCAAUUUAUGACUGAAAAAGAAAAUCAUGAUUUGUCUUUACUGGACAGUUCGAUUAACACCAAUGAUUUGCUUCAUCAUACUGGAAGUCUUAUAGAAAAUUCAUCCCUAAAAUCCAUUCUUGAAAAUCAAUGUUUAAAUAUGAACGUAAGUUCCAUGGCGGACUCUAUUUUAUCCGAGCACAUUUCAAGUGCGGAUUCUGUCAAGUUCAAUGUUGAAGAAUUGUCUUCAGAGCUGCUAGACAUCACUCCGGAUGACGAGGAAAAAAUUUCUGAAAAUUCAACCAAAAAUUUUGAUUGCGAUAUUUGUGGAAAAAAAUUCCUACGGGUACAUUAUCUGUACCGUCAUUUGCGCAAACAUACUGGAGAAUUUAUAUGCUCAACUUGUCUCUGUGUAUUUGCUAGGAAAGAAAAUUUAGUAUCACACGUUUGUGCAGCCACUAAGAGCCAGAGCAAAGGCUUUACUCGAUAUCAGUGCUCAUAUUGUCCAAAAAAUUUUGCAAGAGAAAAAUAUUUAAAAAAUCACAUUACUCGGCACUCUGAGCUUCAUCGAUGCAGAAGAUGUCGGCAAAAAUUUUCGACCAGGUCCGAGUUGGACUCUCACAAGUGUGGGUCACCCAAGCAAGCUUGUGGCCAGUGUGGGAAGAAAUUUUUCAACGCGGUUUAUCUGAAGCGUCAUAUCAAGAGGCACAAUGAGACUCCGAAAGCUCAGAAGAAAAAAAAGGCUGGGGAAGAAAUAUUGGUGAUCUGUGAAAUAUGUGGAGAUAUUUUUAAAAAUCUUUGGAGUCUUCAACAGCAUCAAAAGUCUCAUGGCGAGAAAGCUUACGAGUGUGAAAUUUGCAAUCGACGUUUUCACAGAAUUGGUGUUUUGAAGCAACACAAAUUUACGCAUCAGAGCGCAGAGCUGCCUUGUAAUGUCUGUGGUAAGAAAUUCAAGAGCAAGAGGGCUCUUGAUGUUCAUGUUCUGCUUCAUGGGAACAAAAAAUACCAGUGCGAUAAGUGUGACAAGAGCUUUUUCCAAAAGUACAAUUAUUUGAAGCACUACAAACAAAUUCAUGCUGAAAAAGUCUUGCAUAGUUGUCCUCACUGUUCUCUAACGUUCAUGAGUGAAAGCGCUUUUAAUAAACACGUCGCUGGUCAUGAUAAAAAUCUAGAAGGAUUUCCUUGUGAUGUUUGCAAAAAGUUUUUUCACACUCAAGCUAAGGUUGCCAGGCAUAUGCAAACUUGCCACAGUGGAAUUAUUUACAGGUGUCCGUUUUGCAAGUCCACUGUCAGACAUAGGCAUAGUUUGAGAAGACAUUUUGAGAAACAGCACAAGGAUCUUACUGAUGAAUGGAGUAAGCCGGGGUUUUACAAACAACUUGAAGAAAAAUCAACUGUUGGAAAUAGUGGGAAGAGUCCUGAUGAAGCAGGUACUUCUGAUCAAAUUUUGGUAAAACAGCAAGUUGCUGAAGAUGUUACGGAGCAUGUAGAAGCUACUGAUGAAGUUGCUAAAUCAAUUGCAGAACCUGUAGCUGCAGAAUUUUCGGAGAAUUUAAAUACAGUUCAAGAAAUUCAAGGGACUGAGAAUAUUCAAGAUUUGAUGCAAAAUGUUAAAAGUGAUGACCUGGAAGUGAACAGUCAAUUACUUAAUGAUGUUCCCCAACUUAGAAUUGAUUCAGAUUCCCAAUUAGCUGAAACGGUCUUGAAUAAUACUUACAUUUUUGGCGAAGAUGGCGAUUUUGUCUUUUAUGUUCUAGAUAAUAAUACUAUUCUAGGAUCGUGAAGGAAUAUUUCAAAGAUUCAGAAGACUGAAGUAUAUAUUAGAUGUAGUUGUUAAGUAUUUGAGGGCUUAUAAAAAAAAUCUGUUGGAAAAAAAUUAUUUUAUUUUUAUGAGCUUGAUAUAUUUGAUGACAGAUUUCUUUUAUGGGUCCUUUAAUAACUUUAAGAGUCUAUCAGUGCUAUACGUAUUAAUAAAGUAUUAAAACUUCAGUCAAAAUGAAUAAAAAUAGCAGAUCAAGAAUUAAAAAAAAAUUCUAUAGAUAUUUGUUGAGAUUUAUAAAAAUUUUUAAAUACAUCUGCUAUUUUUAUUAUCAUAAAUAUUAUUGUAAGUUAAAGUUACCAAUGAAAACUUUGAGACUGAUGUAACUGUGAUGCAAAAUAUUUGCAAUCUUAAGCAAUAUUAUUUAAAAAAAAUACUAUUAUUCUCAAGUUACAUUUCUCACUUGUCACUAUUUUAUCUAGAUUUAUUAUUAAUGAUUUUUCAGUUACCAUUUUUUGCAUACA